Molecule: messenger RNA, 855 nt
Organism: Miscanthus lutarioriparius
Lineage: Eukaryota; Viridiplantae; Streptophyta; Magnoliopsida; Poales; Poaceae
Source: the annotation of a GenBank genome assembly
AUGGCCCUCAAAGCCGCCGUCUCCGUCACCCCGCUGCUGCCGUCGCCUCCCCUCCGCCGUCUCCUGCUCUCCCCCUCUUCCUCUUCUAGCUCCGCGGCGGCUCGCAGGAUCGCGAAGGUUUCCGCGGCGAUGGCGACGACGGCGGUGCAGCCGGCCGUGGUGGUGGGCGGCGGCCGCGUAGGCCAGGCGCUGCUGUCCAUGGGCCCGCCGGGAGGGGACGUCCUCGUGGGCCGCGGCGAGAAGGUGCCCGACGACGCGCCCGGACCGAUACUGGUGUGCACGCGCAACGACGACCUCGACGGCGUGCUCGAGGCCACCCCCAAGUCGCGCUGGCGCGCAGAUUUGGUGUUCUUCCAGAAUGGAAUGCUGGAUCCAUGGUUCGAGAGCAAGGGUCUAGUGGACGCAAACCAGGUCUUGGCCUACUUCGCUAUAUCAAAGCUUGGAGAGCCACCAGUCGAUGGGAUUACUGAUACCAACCCAGAGGGGUUGACUGCUGCAUUUGGCAGCUGGGCUCCUUCAGUGGCUGCCCGCCUGCAAAACGGCGGACUUACCUGCAAGGUGCUUGAAAAGGAAGCCUUUCAGAAGCAGAUGCUAGAAAAGUUGAUAUGGAUUUCAGCUUUCAUGCUUGUUGGUGCUCGGCAUCCAGGGGCUACUGUUGGUGUGGUGGAAAAAGAUUACCGAUCUGAGGUUGCGAGCCUGAUAGCUGAAUUAACAUCGGCUGCGGCUGCAGAGAGAGGGCUCACAUUCGACGAAGGCAUAGAGGAGCGGCUUUGUGCUUACUCCAGGGCUGUGGCACACUUCCCUACAGCUGUGAAAGAGGCAAGUCCUACCAAUGAGGAUCUAUUGAGAAGUUAA